Messenger RNA from Klebsormidium nitens, 1096 nucleotides. The record is from the annotation of a GenBank genome assembly. Lineage: Eukaryota; Viridiplantae; Streptophyta; Klebsormidiophyceae; Klebsormidiales; Klebsormidiaceae.
AUUUGGAAUAAGGGGACAUGUGGCCUAUACCGUACCUAGGUAGUUUUCAUGAAUUGAGACUACGUUUGUCGGCAAGACACUUAUGUACUCAUAAGAACGACCCCUGUAUUCAAACCAAAAACAAGCGACUAUGUAACAGUUUCUUGCUUGAAUAGAAGGGGGAAGGGGACGGGCUGCAGCGCUGCUGCCGCUGCACUGCCUGCAGCUAGCUGGCCACAUGUUGACAACAUCUCGUUUUCAGCUGACAGAACAACCUAUGUAAAGAGCCGGUUGUGGUGGUGAGCGUUUGUGCAUUGUGCAGCGUGUAGUAUUGGCAGCAUCUGGCACAUAGAAGCACUCGUGAUGGCUACUUCUGCAGCAAAGGGGCAGACUGAUCUCCUCGACCAGAUUGACUGGCCAUCGGUGGAGUGCUUGAAUGAAAGCUCGGACCACCCAGUUGCAAAUGCACUCAAGCAGGGCUACAGGGACGACGACGGCUUGAUUUUAGAGAGUGAUGCAGACGAGCAGAUACUGCUCACAGUACCAUUUCAACAGGUGGUCAAGCUUCACUCGCUGGGGCUGAAAGCCCCCUCUGACUCUGGUCCAAAGAAAGUAAAGUUAUUCACCAAUCGGACCAGCCUCGGUUUCAGUGAAGCAACGGAUGGGUUGGUUCCUCAACAAGAGAUUAUCUUUACCCCCGAACAACUAGAUGGAACACCCAUACCCUUGAAGUACGUGAAAUUCCAAGGUGUACGCAGCUUGACGAUAUUUGUAGAGAGUAAUCAAGAGGACGAAGACACAACGAAGAUCCAGAAGAUCCUCCUGCUUGGUUCCACGGUCGAGACCACCGACAUGAAGGCGCUGAAGAAAGUGGACGAGCACCAACAUUGACACGAACUUUGCACCCAGUGCUUCUGUAUUCUUGCGGUAUGUGCAUCGACAUGUACCGACAGAUUGUGACCCGGUGGUCACUUGCUUCGACCUCCUGUUUAUCCGAUUUUACUAUUUUCUGGCGAUACAUCCGUCAAACUUGUGAAGAAGAUUCCCGCCAAGUGGCAUCAAUUUGCAGACGUGAGCUCCUCCGUUACAAUGUUUCAGCUACCCCAAUGGACUCGAG